AUGGGUAUCAAGCAUCUCUUCGGGGGCUCCAAGAGCCCCAAGCCAUCGCCCGACGACGUGUUCGCGCAGUAUGACCUGCCGCCAGUCGGCUACAUUGCCAAGCUGGAGCAGGCCACUGCCCGUCUCGAGAAUGCCACCACGUCCGAGGAGGCGAUCGCCAUCGUGCGGGCGUACAUCCAGCCCAAGGUCGAGGAGAAGGGCAUGCAGCCCCUUGUUGCCCUCGACAGCCUGGACUCGGAGGUGCCCGAAUGGCGCAGCGAGAUCCAGAUUGUACGCGAAGCGUUUGGCCUGAACCGUGGUGGCAAGAAGGGCGGCUGGGGUUCCGGAGCAGUGGGCGGGCUGGGGGUCAGCGCGGGUGGCGCGUGA
Molecule: messenger RNA, 366 nt
Organism: Apiotrichum porosum
Lineage: Eukaryota; Fungi; Basidiomycota; Tremellomycetes; Trichosporonales; Trichosporonaceae
Exons: 3
Coding region: 1-366 (121 amino acids)
Source: RefSeq, a predicted model, not a curated record